Molecule: messenger RNA, 1098 nt
Organism: Fusarium proliferatum ET1
Lineage: Eukaryota; Fungi; Ascomycota; Sordariomycetes; Hypocreales; Nectriaceae
Exons: 9
Coding region: 1-1098 (365 amino acids)
Molecular function (GO): methyltransferase activity
Source: RefSeq, a predicted model, not a curated record
AUGUCGAACCAACCAGUAGGAGAUACGACGCCGCCCGAGGUGCCCGCACCAAUCAUCGCUCAUACGAAGUCUCCGUCGAAGUCUCCUUCCAAGUCCCCGUCGAGAUCUCCGCCAGCCCAGGGCGAACUUGUCCUUGCGGACGAUUCUGAUCAUGACUCUCAUGGGGAUGCCGACUCUUCCAUAGGUACCGAUACCGAGAGCUCGACCGCCUCUGUUUCUGCUAGUAUCCUCGAGUACCGUCGCAGCCAAGGACGCACGUACCACAGCGACAAAUUCACCGCAAAUUACUUCUUCCCCAAUGAUGAUCAACAAGUUGAGUCUAUGGAUUUGACGCACCAUUACUUGACGCUUCUUUUGGAUGGUGAACUGUUUCUUGCUCCUGUCAAGAUAGAUUCUGCACAGCGAGUUCUAGAUGUUGGUACUGGAAGCGGCAUAUGGGCAAUUGAAUUUGCCGACCGAUAUGCCAACACAGAAGUAGUUGGCACAGAUCUAUCUCCUUGCCAACCCCAAUGGGUCCCCCCGAAUCUUCGUUUUGAAAUCGAUGAUGCCACGCAACCGUGGACUUGGAAGGAAGAUUAUUUCAGCUUCAUUCAUAUCCGAUAUCUCUUUGGUGCUAUUAAAGACUGGAGUAGUCUCUUUAGCGAGGCAUACCGAUGUUGUGCACCAGGAGGCUGGGUCCAGUCAGGAGAGGCUGAUGUCACAUUCCGUAGUGACGAUGGAACUACUGAGCUGGAACCUGUUUUCAAAACAUACCAGAAGCUCUUUGAAGAAGGCAGUCAGAUUCUAGGCAACCCCUUCUUUGUCCACGAUUUGCAACAGAAGGCUUUUGAAGAGGCUGGCUUUACAGAUAUUGAGACCGUUGAUUACAAGUUCCCCAUCGGUGGUUGGCCCAAAGAUCCAAAACUCGCCGAGGUUGGGCGGUUUGUCAAGGCCACGCUGGAGAACGAUUUGGAGGGUUACACUCUUAUGAUGUGGCAGGACGUUUGCCAAUGGCCCAAAGAUGAAUAUCAGGUAUUUCUCAUGAGCUUGCGUAAAGCGAUACGCAACCCAAAAGUGCAUAGCUACAUGACUGUGCGUUACGUGUACGGUCAUAAGUAG